UUCUUGCUUUGUUCGCUAUGUGUUUUGUGUUUAGUCUUCCGGCGUAGAGUGGGAUGUCAUGGCCGGCGCAUUUAUUUGGUGUUUGAAGUAUCGCGUUAUAUUUGUAAUCGGUUUUUUCGGGUGCCCGUAUGUGCCAACUUGAAAUGUUUAUGCAUACUAUGCAGGUCAGAAAUAUCGCGGACAGAAGAAUUGGGCGACUUGUUUAGCGAGUGCACUUUUUCGCUACCACAGAUCGUCAAGUGAAUUUCGGAUAAAGUGCUAAAAGCAGCUAAGCUCUUCAGUCAGUUGAAGUUUCAUUAGUCCCUGGGGCCAAGAUUUGAGACAUAUGAACGCCUUGCAAUUUUCCUUCCUUCGCUUACUUGGUCAACAAAAUUUUACUCUCGGCCCAUAUGUCGUUGAUAAUGGUUAUGUUUUCUUAUGCGACGAAAGUAAUAAGGAAGAAACGUAACUGUUCGUAGCUGUUACCGUUGUUAAAUUACGUGUUUGCACUCAACCUUGUUUACAUAUAAUUGGUGUGUUCCUCCGAAUAGAGGAAUGCACAGGCCUAGGAAACUAAAUUAAAUUGUCGAUAGUAGAUAUUUUCAAUUAUUCCAAAUAGAAACAAUAAAUGAACAGACGUCACGUUCCCAGUUAAUGUUGUUACAUAUAAUAGACAGUCGUCAGUGGAGGUUAAAGUAAAUUGGACACUGCAACAAAGGAGUUCAUCAAAUGGUUGUAACUACAAGAUAAUUGCUUUUCAACUGAAUUGAGGAAAUGUAAAUUGUUGUCAAUGGUGCUGGAGCACUGGCAACUACUGUUUCUCGAGGUAGAUCUGUUCAAGAAAAAGUUACUCAAGUUAAUUUUGUAAUGGAAGUAACAGAGUGAAUAAUGUGGUGCACAAUGGCUAACUGCAGUUUCUUAAUAAAUGGUAACAUGAACAUGAACAUUGCUUAAUUCAAAUGUGUGACAAGAUAUUAUUUGGGUACAUGCCUGAAGAAGAAUGUAAUCUGAUGACUGCCAUUACCUGCAUUGAUGAAGCUCAUGCACCUGUCGUCUUCAGAAUGGUGGAAUUUUUUUCACAAAAAUAACUGGUGGUGGAAUAUUGAUGUACCAUGAUCCAAAGGAACUUCUAAGUAAUUCCUAAUAUUGAUACGGAGCAAUGAAGGCAGUCAUACCAAGUAUGAAGCAGAGACAACAUAGUAUGAUGAAAUAAGUGGUUUUUAUUCAGAAAGCUGUAUAAUUUGAAGAAUAUCUGUAUUUGCUAAUUGCAUUAAUUACCGAAAGCACAAACUGCUCUGUAGCCCUGCAUUCAUGAUGAUGGCGGAUGAGAGCACCGGUCGCGGCACAGUGUACUUUGAGGUACACGUUGCUAUCAAUUUUGUCACAUCUUUCAUGAACAAGGUUGUCCCUCAAGGCCGAGUAAAAAUUUUUGGUGAGGCUCUUGCAAGGGCAUUAAUGAACAAAUAUGAAGGGCAUUGGUUCCCAGAGAGUCCUCUAAAGGGCUCAGCAUAUCGUUGUUUUGAAUUUGGGGCCUAUAUUGAGCCUGAGCUGAAAUUUGCUGCUAGGCAGGCAGGACUACGUUGUCGAGAUGUAUUGAUAUGUGUUCCCUCAGAAAUGUCAAUUUGGGUGGAUCCAGGGACAGUAAGCUACCGUAUAGGUAUUGAGGGCCCUGUGAAACCCGUGCUCAAUGAAUCUGGAUGUGUUGUUACAUGUUUCUUUGAUCCUGAUGUGGAAGAUCCUGAACCUGACCCACCUGGUAACUCAAAAGCUGUAAGCUCUUGUGAGGAAACAGAAACUGUGGAAAAGAGCAGACCACGAAAAUUUACUCCAAAGCGUGGAAAGGCCAAGCUGUCAGUAGCAUAUGAAGAUGACUUAAAAUUUGUUGCUAAGAAUGGCGGUCUUGACUCAGCGACAGACUAUGAUGACCUUGAGCCCCUUGAGCCAUAUUUCACCGCUGAAGACAUGAAGUCUGGAAUUUUAUGUGAAGAUGAAGAACUUGGCAGUAAUCAGUUGAAAUCUUCUGAUGAACCUGCUUACGGCAACAGUCGUCGCAGACGUUCUAGGAGGUCGAAAAAAAAAUCACCAAAUAAACCCGGUAACAGUAAUGGGAAUAGAGGCCGAAACAGUGGUAAGAGGAGACAGAGCAAUGACAGUAAUAAUAAUAGUAAAGUCUGCAGUAAUAAUUAUCAAAACAGCAGUGGUUCGGCCAGUGGUAGUGGUAGCAGCAGUGGUGCAAGCAGCAGUGGUACGAGCAUUGGUGGUAGUACUACCAGCACCAGUGCUAGCAGCAGUGGCACCAGCACAAGUGGCACCAGCUGCAGCAGCAGCAGCAGCAGCAGCAGUAGCAGUGGCGGUAGCAGCAGUGGCAGUGGCAGCAGUGGCGGUGCCAGCAGCAGCAGUAGCAGCAGCAUCACCAGCAGCAGCAGCCUCACCAGCAGUAGCAGCAGCAGCAGCUGUGGUGCCAACAGUGGCAGCAACGUAAAUAGGAGCACUGCCAUAAGCAGUGGAAGAAACAACAGGGGCAGAAACAGCAGGGGCGGAAGCAGUAACAGCAAUGGUAACAGCAAUCCAAAUAACACUAACACCAGCUCCAACAGCAGUCGCAGCAGUAACCAUCACCGCAAUAGGAAUGUUUUGCAGCACCAGUCCAUUGUCAUCAGCAACUCGUCUUAUUCGUCAAGAGUUUAAGGCAGUUGAACUUCUUUAUCAAAAUUAUCAGUAUUUCUAUUGGAUAUCUUCCAGUCAGUCACACUCACGGUCAGAAAACUGUAAUCUACAAAGAUUGAAACUGAGGAAUGGUCUCGUGUAAUAUCAGUGACUACAGCCACUUUAUCUGCACACAUGAUUUUACAAAGGAUUUCAGGACUGCGAUCAGGUAAACUUGAUGAAAUACCUGUUUUGCAACUGAAGAAACACAAAUAAUACCAACUGCUGAAAUAUAGUGACAGUCUAUUCGGCCCAGCCUGCUGAAGUUUCAAGAGCCAUUCCUGUGGCUACAGACCUGCUGAAACAAAAAUGUUUAUCGAGAUCUGAGCAUUCGCUACAAAAGUAACACAUGAUACGUAUUAAUCCUGAACUAGUUUUUCAAAUAAAUGUGCUGACUGUUGAAAUACGUUUGCUGUAAUUAUUAGCAACGUUUAAACAGCACAGUACAGAUUUUUCCAUUGGUUCCAUUGUUUGGGGGGACUCUUCAGAGGACUUGCCGCAACUGAUGAAAGUUGGUGAUAGUUGUGGCUUGUUGAACUGUUACAGAAUCUUUUGGAUUUUAAUCCACUACAUCCACUGUAUCAUACUACAGUGCAUAAUCACAGUUUUGUUUAAUUUUACUGUUAAAGUGAUACUCAUUGUUCCGAAGUGUCAGGGAUUAAUUUCCUUGGCUAGUACCUCAUGCUAGAAGUUCAUAUUUGCAGUGCACCAGCCCUGUGAAUGCAACUCAAGCAGCCUUUUCCUUGACAUGUCUCUUUACUGUGCUCAUUCCUUUUGCACAUUUUUUGCAUUGCCUAAUCUUGGGAUAAUUCAGCUUUUUUUAACCUUUGAACUUGAGUUUUUCCCUUAUAUAUAUAUAUAUAUAUAUAUAUAUAUAUGCUGCUGUUGACAUCAAAACAAGUAGCGGUUACGUAACCAUAAACAGAAUAUGUCCAUCUAAAAUUGGAAGAUAACUUAUAUAUUGAAAGAAAAAUUACAUGGAGACAAUGGUUGGCCAGUGCUUACCUUCAAAAGACGAAAAUUUCAAAUACUUAUUGGGAGUCUGAGUGGCCUGUCCCUUCUGUUCAACACCAAGCAAAAGGACACAGUGAUAAGAAACUGAUACCACAUUCAGGAGGACAGUGGUUCAAAUCUCUGUUUAGCUGUCCUGAUUUAAGAUUUCGUUGGUGCCCCUAAACUGCUUAAGGGUGAUGUUGAUUAAAGGCAGCAACAGAUAAGUGAUGGAUGAUUUUAGAACACUGGAUUUGACCUGUUCACUAUAUGUGCAUUGUCAGUACAGCUGUGUGUAUGGGACACCAAACAACCUACAGCAAGUAGUGUCUUGUCCCCCACAGCCACCUUUCACAGCUAGAGCAAGUUGCUUUGUGUGUCCUCAAGUCAGUGGAACAAAUAUUAAAAUGAACAUAAUGUGUCCCUUGUGUCCUGUACAUGACAUAAUCACGUAAUGGGAAAUCAAAUGAUGCAUGUGCGGUGUGCAACCUGACACCUUGUAAGUCAGUUGCAGUGGGAGUAUCAUUGUCAGUGCCAUUGACAUGCAUAACUUUGUUUGUAGAAGUACAUCCAGUACACCAUACAGUGCAACUGUGAACAUUGUUUGCUAGUUUACAUGUGAUUAAAAUGAUAUAUACAAAAUUGUGUGUAUUGAGACUGAUACCAUUAAAUGUUUCCCAUAAGUGUUAUGUAGCUAAAUUAUUUUUUCCAGUAACUGAAACUGUGUUGUAUUCAACAGUUCAUUUUAUUUCAUACAUCCAGUUUUUUUUUAGUUCUGAGGGCAACAGCUUAGUUGGUUCUAAGCAAUUAUAAAUUCUUUUACAUUAAGAAGAGCCCAUUCAUUUUCUUUUGAAUAUACAGCAAAAGUAUUUUUUUAAAAGUAUACUUUUAGCUGUAUAUGUUGUUGUUGUUACAUUUGUGAAUACACGUGUUUAGCUUUGUGGCAAAUGUAUGAUCUUUAUUCGGAACUACUGCUAAUAAAUAUUUAAUGCAUGUAGAUAAAUAUGUUUUCGCAGUUGUUGUGGCUAAACAUACAACAGUUUCAAUGAAUCAGUGGGUCUGUACUCAGAAACUUCUAUGUUAUCAGUUACCAUUCCAUAUCCUCUAAAAUGUUGAAAUUUGUGUCUUUUACUGUAUUGAUGUUCAUUGAUGUGUCUCUUACAUGUAAUUGGUGUUAGUUCCAUACUAUGCUAUGCAGAAUGUUGAUGAUUGUUAACACAAAAGUCAUUGGCAGCACAGAUUCUGUGAGAAUUAACAGUUUAUAGUUAGUUAUAACUACCACUAAGAGUUUGACAUAGCUGUUUUUUUCACUGAUCUUGUGCUGUCUGUCUUUUGUUUAAGAACAGAACUUGAUGGCAGACUGUGGGAUUAUUCUGAUAUGCUUGUGAUGGAGUACUGUCUAUUUCUGCUGUUAAAAGGAAGUGAAAUAUACAGACUUUU
Messenger RNA from Schistocerca cancellata (South American locust), 5115 nucleotides. RefSeq lists its product as uncharacterized. The record is from RefSeq and is a predicted model, not a curated record. The coding region runs from base 1291 to 2667 and encodes 458 amino acids. Gene Ontology annotation, biological process: regulation of gene expression. NCBI's taxonomy places the organism in Eukaryota, Metazoa, Arthropoda, Insecta, Orthoptera, Acrididae. The transcript is spliced from 10 exons. Gene Ontology annotation, molecular function: transcription corepressor activity. Gene Ontology annotation, cellular component: nucleus; cytoplasm.